This is a messenger RNA of Racocetra persica, 138 nucleotides long. The record is from the annotation of a GenBank genome assembly. NCBI's taxonomy places the organism in Eukaryota, Fungi, Glomeromycota, Glomeromycetes, Diversisporales, Gigasporaceae.
AAAAAGCUGACAAAGUGAAAGAAGUAGAAAAAGUUAAUAAAGCUGAUAAAAUAGAAAAAGCCAAAAAACAAGAAGAAGCAAGAAGAAGUAACAAAUAUAGAAAAAGCAAAAAAAGUAAAAGCAAUGAAAGCAAGAUGA